AUGCUGGGCUACGAAAGUCAUGCCGGCCUGUCGGCCUGCCUCAAUGGACCUGCUCUGACCGAUUCGCUUCCGGUGAAGAUGAUCAAGGCGCUUGGCGGAGUUCCAUUUGUGCGUACCAUUGUACCGCAGUCAAUGCUUAGGCGAUUCAGCGUACUCUCAUCGAACCCCAUUGACGGCAUCUGCUGCCACCCGCACUUCCCUGACCGCAGCCCCUGUGGGAGCAGCUCAGGCGAAGGGGCAUUAAUCGGCGGUGGGGGAUCAUGCCUCGGAUUUGGCACCGAUAUUGGGGGCAGCAUCCGACUACCUGCUGCAGUCUGUGGAAUUGUUGGUUUCAAGCCCACCACACGUCGAUUAAGGUACUAUUUUGCUGUGAUUUCCCAAACUUCCUUAUUAGGGCCUUAA
This is a messenger RNA of Protopolystoma xenopodis, 402 nucleotides long. NCBI's taxonomy places the organism in Eukaryota, Metazoa, Platyhelminthes, Monogenea, Polystomatidea, Polystomatidae. The record is from the annotation of a GenBank genome assembly.